Messenger RNA from Gracilinanus agilis (Agile Gracile Mouse Opossum), 4748 nucleotides. It is a transcript of the gene IL6ST, whose product is annotated as interleukin 6 cytokine family signal transducer. Bases 171 to 2939 code for a protein of 922 amino acids. Gene Ontology annotation, biological process: cytokine-mediated signaling pathway. Lineage: Eukaryota; Metazoa; Chordata; Mammalia; Didelphimorphia; Didelphidae. The record is from RefSeq and is a predicted model, not a curated record. The transcript is spliced from 15 exons. Gene Ontology annotation, molecular function: cytokine receptor activity; cytokine binding. Gene Ontology annotation, cellular component: signaling receptor complex; external side of plasma membrane; membrane.
UCUGCAAGACUUAAGGCUAUGCUUUACAUUUUUCAUUUGUUGAGGUUUUUUGUUUUACUUCUAGACAGUAGCAACCAAAAAAAAUUAGAAUUCUAAAAUUUGCAUUUAAAGUUAUAGGAGCAAAAUUUUAAUCCAGUAUUUGCCUAUAUCUCUUACAGGAAUCUUUAUGCAUGAUGUUGACUCUGUGGAUUUGGAUAGUACAAGCUUUGCUUAUUUUCUUCACCUUUGAUUCAGUACAAGGUGGAAUUUUAAAACCAUGUGGUCAAAUCAUCCCAGAAUCUCCAAUUAUAACACCUCAUACUAAUUUCACAGCGAUAUGUAUUUUAAAAGAAAAGUGUUUGAGUGAUCAGCACUUAAAUGCUAGUCACAUUUUCUGGAAAAUAAAAAAUACCUAUAUUCCUAAGGAACAAUACACUGUCAUUAAUAGAACAGCUGCCAGUGUUACAUUGGAAGAUGUAUCUUCAUUAGGUAAUCUACUAACAUGCAACAUUUUACUAUAUGGACAGAUUGAACAGACUAUUUAUGGAAUCCAAAUGCAAAUAGGCUGGCUUCCAGAGAAACCAAAAAAUUUGCAUUGUGUUGUAAAUGGUCAAACUGACAUGAAGUGUCAGUGGGACCCUGGAAAGGAAACACAUUUGGAUACAACAUAUGUUUUAAAGUCAAAAUGGGCAAUAAAUCAGCUGCCAGAUUGCAUUCCACCACCUGGGGUAAAUGACUCAUGCACAGUUGAUAUGGUUGUGUUUUAUGUCAACACGGAUGUCUGGGUAGUAGCUUCAAAUGCCCUUGGAAAUGUUUCAUCUGAUCCUAUCAAUUUUGAUCCCAUCGAUUUGGUGAAACUCCUCCCUCCACAUAAUAUAUCAGUCAGCAAUUCUAAGGAACUAUCCAGUAUCUUAAAAGUGUCGUGGACCAACCCUGAUAAUAAACCUUUUGAUGGACUAAAAUAUAAUAUUCGGUACCGGGCAAAAGAGACUUCAAAUUGGACACUGAUUCCUCCUGAAGACACAGCUACCACCCGGAAUUCAUUUACUGUUCAGGACCUUAAACCUUUUACAGAAUAUGUAUUUUCAAUUCGUUGUAUGAACAAAGAGGGUAAAGGAUUCUGGAGUAAUUGGAGUGCAGAAGCAAGUGGAGUCACUUAUGAAGCUAAACCAACAAAUGCAUCAAGUUUCUGGUAUGAGAUCAAUCCUUCUCAAAGUCAUGGAUACAGACUUAUUCUUCUGAAAUGGAAGCCUUUGACUCGAUCUCAAGCCAAUGGAAGAAUCUUGGAUUAUGAAGUAACUCUAAAGGGAGGCAAAAGAUCACAUUUGCCAAUAUACACCAAUGAUACAAAAUUGACUGUGAAUGUCACAAAUGACCCUUAUGUUGUAAGUCUGAGAGCUCGUAAUAUAGUUGGAAGCUCUGAUCCAUCCACUUUAACUAUUCCUGGCCAUGACUUUAAAGCAGCUCACCCUGUAACAAAUCUUAAAGCAUUUCCUAAAGAUAAUGCACUUUGGGUAGAGUGGACACCCCCAAAAGAACCUGUAAAUAAAUACAUAUUGGAGUGGUGUAUAUUUUCUGAUAAUUUGCCAUGUAUUCCUGAUUGGCAGCAAGAAACCAGUGCCGUGCAACAGACUUACUUGAAAGGAAAAUUAAUGGAGAGCAAAUGUUAUUUGAUAACCGUUAUCCCAGUGUAUGAUGAUGGUCCAGGAAGUCCCCAGUCUGUACAGGCAUAUCUCAAACAAGCUCCACCUUCCAAAGGACCUUCUGUUCGAACAAAGAAAGUGGGAAAAAAUGAAGCAGUCUUAGUGUGGGACCACCUUUCUGUCGAUGAUCAGAAUGGAUUCAUCAGAAACUAUACUAUAUUUUACAGAACUAGCAGUGGAAAUGAAACAGCUGUACAUGUGAACUCAUCCCACAGAGAAUAUACACUUUCUCCCUUGAAUAGUGACACCUUAUACAUGGUGCGGAUGGCAGCAUAUACAGAUGAAGGAGGCAAGGAUGGGCCAGAAUUCACUUUUACUACUUCAAAGUUUGCUCAAGGAGAAAUUGAAGCUAUAGUUGUUCCUGUUUGCUUAGCAUUCUUAUUGAUUACUCUUCUGGGCGUAUUGCUCUGUUUUAACAAACUAGACCUAAUCAAGAAACAUAUUUGGCCUAAUGUUCCAGAUCCUUCAAAGAGUCAUAUUGCUCAGUGGUCACCUCACACACCACCUAGGCACAAUUUGCAUCCCAAAGAUCAGAUGUAUCCAGAAGGCAAUUUCACUGACACUGAUGUCAGUGUUGUAGAAAUAGAAGCAAAUGUCAAAAAGCCUUCUCCAGAAGAUCUAAAGUCAUUAGAUCUCUUCAAGAAGGAAAAAAUAAUUACUGAAGGGCACAGCAGUGGUAUUGGAGGUUCUUCAUGCAUGUCAUCUUCUAGGCCAAGCAUUUCUAGUAAUGAUGAAAGUGAAUCUGGACAAAACACUUCAAGCACUGUACAGUAUUCCACUGUAGUCCACAGUGGCUAUAGGCACCAGGUUCCAUCAGUCCAGGUCUUCUCCAGGUCCGAGUCCACCCAGCCUUUAUUAGACUCAGAAGAACGACAAGAAGACUUACAGAUAGUAGAGAACGGAGGUAGUGGUGAUGGCGCAUCACCCAGGCAGCAAUAUUUCAAACAAAACUGUAAUCAAGAUGAUGUUGGACCAGAUCUAUCACAUUUUGAAAGAUCAAAGCAAGUUUCUUCAGUGAAUGAGGAGGAUUUUGGUAGACUUAACCAGCAACAGAUUUCAGAUCAGAGAUCACAGUCCUCUCGGUUUGGACAAAUCAAAGAUUUUGAAGAAAUUAAUGUAGCAGAUCAUUUUGGUCCAGAUACCGAGGGACAUAUUCAGAGAUCUGAAACAACUGGGCUGGAGGCAGCAGCCGAUGAAAGCAUGCCUAAAAGCUAUUUACCACAGACUGUAAGACGAGGUGGCUACGUGCCUCAGUGAGGAAUACUAAUUUCCUUUAAGACUUAAUUGGUGACUGUUUUCCUGCAAAGUAAAGCUAAGUAUACUUUUAUCUGUGACUUCAGAUAAAAACAUCACUUGUUGAAGGUAGUUAUUUGACCUCCUGGACUAAAGCAUACUUUACUUAAUGGGCUAUUUCUCUUCUGGAAUAACUGAGAUUCUACAUCAAGCACUACAUGAACACUUUUGCAUCCUGUCUGAAUAGUUGAAUUUGUGCUGCUUCAGGAUGUUUGCAUUUUAAAAAGAAAAACUUGUCUAGAAUUCUUUAAAUGAAACCUUUCAUUUCUGUUGUGUUGAUAAGAAGACAGAGGGCAUUUAAGAAGUUGGCAUGGUCAUACUGACUUAGAAAUUUACUGGCCUCAUUAAGAUGGUCAGUCACUCUAAGAAUGGUAAAAGUGUGAUCUUUGAGCAUAGAAAGAUUUUUUUUUUAAGCGAAGAACCACAUGCUUGGUUAUCAUGUUUGGGUUUCUAAAGUACUUAAUGAAUUAGUAUACUAUAAGUAACAAAGACUGAUUUCUACAUGCCACAAAAGUGGUUGAUCUCCUUAUUAUAUGGUGCAACCAUUUAUAAAUGAGGCCACAGUUGACUUCUUUUCAAUUGUGAUGAUACCAUUGAUUAUUAGCACAAUCCUUAAAUUGUGGGGCCUCAAUCUUAGCAGAUUAAAAAGUUUCAAUGUUUAUUUGUCAUAUUAUACACACAACAAAAUCUUCACUUCACAAAAAUCGGGUGGGCAGGAGAAAGAAUGGGGAAGAGGAAAGAAAUCACUUCAUUACUACUGUCAUAAACCUCAUUUAAGCAAAUUCAUUCAUGUCAGGUGUGCAGUGGAUAGAACAAAUGCUGCAAACUGGGCAUUUUUUUUAUAAGCCACUUGUAGUUUGCAGAGAUUUAAAUUUUGUAACAUUUCUCUAUUGGUAUAUAUUGAAAUUAUAGACUUAUUAGGCUUUAGAAAACGUGGUUAGAGAAGCACUUUAUCUGAACUUUUGAGUUUAAAAUUUUUGUCAUUUAAUAUAUUUUGUGUUUUUCUUUAUUUUUAGCUAAGUAGGCCAGCAUUGAAAAAUGUCUUUUUUAGCACUUGCCUCACUAUUUCCUAGCAUUAUAAUCAUUGUUGUCAUAAGAAUUAUAUAUACUUAUUUACUAACAAGAAUUUUUUAAUAAGAUAUCGCAUACCUAAUCCAGAGGAAAAAUGGAAAAUCAGCAUACCCAUCCUCACUAAUUCCACCUUAUUGUUCAGGAGCCUUCAGAGCCUUUUGAAUAAGCCAUCUCAUCUUUUAGGGACCUGGAAGCUACCCCUUCAUACUGCUGGUGUGACCUUAGAGUUCACUUACUCAUUUGUAAAACUUCCCUGCUAUGCCAGCCAUAUCUUAACAAGAUAGAAGUAGACCAAACAAAUUGGCUAAAUACUUGUUAGACCUUGAAAUGAGAAAAAGCAUGCCAGCAGCAAAACAGGUUCCUACUACCUAAGGAAGGGAUAGGCAGUUGUUUUUGUUUUUAAAUCAAAUUUGAGUUCCAGAAAUCCAACAGACUUUUAGUUAUGGCUUGGCUUACUAGUGACUUACUAUGACUAGGUUACUAGGCCUUAUAUUAUGACAAGAAAGCUAAAGCGAACUGGUGUUUAAUUUUAGGAUGAAAUAAAAUUCUACUUUCAACAUCUUAAUUGUUCACAAUGUACUUCCCUCUUUGCUUUCGUGAAUGUGUUAUCCUUGCAUUUUAAUGCUUUAUACUUAUCAAAAAGGCCACAUGGCCUUGUGAAUGUAGAACUGGCCUCAGAUUCAAGAAGACCUAAGAAUCCCC